Molecule: messenger RNA, 273 nt
Organism: Entamoeba nuttalli P19
Lineage: Eukaryota; Evosea; Mastigamoebida; Endamoebidae
Product: chitinase Jessie, putative
Exons: 1
Coding region: 1-273 (90 amino acids)
Source: RefSeq, a predicted model, not a curated record
AUGACACUAAUUAUUUUCAUGAUAAUAUCAUUGUCUUUUUCUCUUUGUACAAAUGUGAAAAAAGGGUUUUAUUGUUUGGAUAGAUCAAAAUUUGUUUGGUGUUCAGGUACUAAUCAGAGCAUGGCAAUCACUUGUUUUAAGGAGACUGUAUGUAAGUGUGGAAAAACAAAAUAUAAUCCAUGUGUCUUCAGUUUCCAAGAAUUAGAUGAUUGUGAAGGACUUCCUGGAGAUAUAAUCAAUGAGCCAUCAAAAUUUUAUGAAAAUUAUAAAUAA